Molecule: messenger RNA, 2299 nt
Organism: Rhinopithecus roxellana (golden snub-nosed monkey)
Lineage: Eukaryota; Metazoa; Chordata; Mammalia; Primates; Cercopithecidae
Gene: HTR2B
Product: 5-hydroxytryptamine receptor 2B
Exons: 4
Coding region: 578-2023 (481 amino acids)
Biological process (GO): heart development; vasoconstriction; G protein-coupled receptor signaling pathway, coupled to cyclic nucleotide second messenger
Cellular component (GO): plasma membrane; dendrite
Molecular function (GO): G protein-coupled serotonin receptor activity; neurotransmitter receptor activity
Source: RefSeq, a predicted model, not a curated record
UAUCAAAGAGGAAAUAACCUCCUUGGCAUGCUUGCAGCUAUACAACAUAUUUGUUUCACUGCUUUCAACCGCCUGUGCUGGAGGCUCAGAAUAAGUCAAUGGGAGGAGGAUUUCAGUCACAGCAGCAAGCAAGUCUAGUGAACACAUAAGAUGACAUGCUCGGCACAGUAACAACGAAACCAGAGGGGGAACUCUCUGGCAUGCAAGUUCAAACACGACUCUACAACUAUGGUAGAAAAAGAGAGAGAAACUAAAUAUACAUAUAUAUAUAUAUAUAUAUAUAUAUAUAUAUCCUAUUUUUUUUCACAGCUAUCAGUUUCUUUUCACUGAGCUCUUCUAAAUUUAAGCCUCUAGAAAAUAAUAAAUAUUUAGAGAUCUUACCUACAAACAUGGACAGAUGUGUGUAUAAGCUCAUUUUAGAGAACUUGAAUUUUUUUUUUUUUUUAAAGGAAUGUGUCAACUUUGGCUUUCGAGUGUUUGACAUGGGUACAAUGCCUUAAAAAAACAGAUGACCAGUUUAGCUACUAACCAUGCUGAGCACUGUUCGGAACGGGAUUGAAUCACAGAAAAACAGCAAAUGGCUCUCUCUUACAGAGUGUCUGAACUUCAAAGCACAAUGCCUGAGCACAUUUUGCAGAGCACCUUUGUUCACGUUAUCUCUUCUAACUGGUCUGGAUUACAGACAGAAUCAAUACCAGAGGAAAUGAAACAGAUUGUUGAGGAACAGGGAAAUAAACUGCACUGGGCAGCUCUUCUGAUACUCAUGGUGAUAAUACCCACAAUUGGUGGAAAUACCCUUGUUAUUCUGGCUGUUUCACUGGAGAAAAAGCUGCAGUAUGCUACUAAUUACUUUCUAAUGUCCUUGGCGGUGGCUGAUUUGCUGGUUGGAUUGUUUGUGAUGCCAAUUGCCCUCUUGACAAUAAUGUUUGAGGCUAUGUGGCCCCUCCCACUUGUUCUAUGUCCUGCCUGGUUAUUUCUUGACGUUCUCUUUUCAACCGCAUCCAUCAUGCAUCUCUGUGCCAUUUCAGUGGAUCGUUACAUAGCCAUCAAAAAGCCAAUCCAGGCCAAUCAAUAUAACUCACGGGCUACAGCAUUCAUCAAGAUUACAGUGGUGUGGUUAAUUUCAAUAGGCAUUGCCAUUCCAGUCCCUAUUAAAGGGAUACAGACUGAUGUGGACAACCCAAACAAUAUCACUUGUGUGCUGACAAAGGAACGUUUUGGCAAUUUCAUGCUCUUUGGCUCACUGGCUGCCUUCUUUACACCUCUUGCAAUUAUGAUUGUCACCUACUUUCUCACUAUCCAUGCUUUACAGAAGAAGGCUUACUUGGUCAAAAACAAGCCACCUCAACGCCUAACAUGGUUGACCGUGUCUACAGUUUUCCAAAGGGAUGAAACACCUUGUUCGUCACCAGAAAAGGUGGCAAUGCUGGAUGGUUCUCGAAAGGACAAGGCUCUGUGCAACUCAAGUGAUGAAAGACUUAUGCGAAGAACAUCCACAAUUGGAAAAAAGUCAGUGCAGACCAUUUCCAAUGAACAGAGAGCCUCAAAGGUCCUAGGGAUUGUGUUUUUCCUCUUUUUGCUUAUGUGGUGUCCCUUCUUUAUUACAAACAUAACUUUAGUUUUAUGUGAUUCCUGUAACCAAACUACUCUCCAAAUGCUCCUGGAGAUAUUUGUGUGGAUAGGCUAUGUUUCCUCAGGAGUGAAUCCUUUGGUUUACACCCUCUUCAAUAAGACAUUUCGGGAUGCAUUUGGCCGAUAUAUAACCUGCAAUUACCGGGCCACAAAGUCAGUAAAAACUCUCAGAAAAUGCUCCAGUAAGAUCUACUUCCGGAAUCCAACGGCAGAGAACUCUAAGUUUUUCAAGAAACAUGGAAUUCGAAAUGGGAUUAAUCCUGUCAUGUACCAGAGUCCAAUGAGGCUCCGAAGUUCAACUAUUCAGUCUUCAUCAAUCAUUCUACUAGAUACACUUCUCCUCACUGAAAAUGAAGGUGACAAAACUGAAGAGCAAAUUAGUUACGUGUAGCAGAACUGGCAGUUGUCAUCAAACAUAAUGAUGAGUAAGACGAUGAAUGAGAUGUAAAUGUGCCAAGAAUAUAUUAUAUAAAGAAUUUUAUGUCAUAUAUCAAAUCAUCUCUUUAACCUAAGAGUUAAGUAUUAAGAAUAUCCAAUUUUCCUAAUUUGGACAAGAUUAUUCCAUGAGGAAAACAAUUUUGUAUAGCUACAAAUGAAAACAAUCUGGCACUCUGGUUAAAUGUUAAGGUAUUCAAAUGAAAUAAAGUCAAAUCAAUAAAUUUCAGGC